Messenger RNA from Pipistrellus nathusii (Nathusius's pipistrelle), 1350 nucleotides. The record is from the annotation of a GenBank genome assembly. NCBI's taxonomy places the organism in Eukaryota, Metazoa, Chordata, Mammalia, Chiroptera, Vespertilionidae.
AUGGCAGCCAUGCCCCUGAAAGCCUGGCACCAGGAGGUGGUGACCUUUGAGGAUGUGGCUGUGCACUUUACCCAAGCAGAAUGGGCUGGCCUCUCUUCUGCACAGAGGGCCCUGUGCAGAAGUGUGAUGCUGGAGAAUUACAGGAACUUGACAUCCCUGGGAUUCACAGUUCCCAAAUCUGCCCUCAUCUCACUUCUGGAGGCACAGGAUGACCCACCUGCAGAGAGGAGCACACACGUCUGUAAAGAUACUGAAACCAACAUUGGCAGUGAGUCCACAUCAGUACAGGGAAUUUCUGAAAACAGAGUUUUGGUGGUGUCUUAUGAUCUGCAGAAGAGUGCUCCUCAAAGAAGCAACUUCCUAGAAACAUGUAAACUGGAGAAGCACCAGGAAAUCUCCACAAGGAAAAAUGGUAGAAGAAAGGUUCCCAGAAUCCCCUGUGACGGGAAACCCCUCCGGUGUGAGGAAUGUGGGAAGUGUUUCAGCUAUUUUUCUCACUAUGUUAGACACCAGAGAAUCCACACGGGGGAGAAGCCCUUUCAGUGUAAUGAGUGUGGAAAAGCCUUCAAUGGCAAUUCCUCAUUGAUUCGGCAUCAGAGGAUCCACACUGGAGAGAAACCCUAUCAGUGUGCGGAGUGUGGGAGAGCCUUCAAUGAUAACGCCAACCUGAUGAGGCAUCAGAGAAUCCACAGUGGGGACCGACCCUAUCACUGCCAGGAGUGUGGGAAAGGCUUCACCAAUAGUUCUGAGUUUGUUAUACAUCGGAGAAUCCACACUGGAGAGAAACCUUACGCGUGUAGCGAGUGUGGAAAAGCUUUCGUUGGUAAUUCACCACUACUUCGACAUCAGAAAACUCACAGUGGAGAGAAACCCUACGAAUGUAAUGUAUGUGGCAAAAGCUUCGGAAGGACUUACUAUCUUAUGCAACAUCAGCGUAUUCACACAGGGGAGAAGCCUUACUCUUGUAAAAUAUGUGGGCAAGCCUUCAACUUGCAUAAAAAACUAAGUCGACACCAGAGAAUCCACAGCGAUAAGAAACCCUUUGACUGUGUAGCUUGUGGAAAAGCCUUCAGUGCUCAGGAACAAUUAAAAAGGCAUCUGAAGACCCAUAUUCAGGAGUCUUCCUGUGUAUGUGAUGAGUGUGGAAAAGUCUUCAGGAGGAAAAGAAGUCUUCUUCAGCAUCAAAGAAUCCAUACUGGAAAGACACCCCAUGGGUGUGUCAAGUAUGGAAAAGCCUUUAGGACUUCUUCCCAGCUAGGUGAUCUUGAGCAUGUCCGUCCUGGAGAGAAACUUGAGCUGGACAUUUGUCAUUUUGGCCUCCCAGAGUUUUUUACCCCCUUUGACUGGUAG